Messenger RNA from Arabidopsis lyrata subsp. lyrata, 711 nucleotides. RefSeq names its product macrophage migration inhibitory factor homolog. The coding region runs from base 89 to 457 and encodes 122 amino acids. Lineage: Eukaryota; Viridiplantae; Streptophyta; Magnoliopsida; Brassicales; Brassicaceae. The transcript is spliced from 4 exons. Gene Ontology annotation, molecular function: phenylpyruvate tautomerase activity. The record is from RefSeq and is a predicted model, not a curated record.
CCAAUUGUGAUCUUACACUCCUUAUCCGCUUCACUAAGAAGAAAAUUGGCAUCGAUCGAGUGAUAGAGGAAAGAAGAAGAAGAAGAAAAUGCCGUGUCUCAACCUCUCCACCAACGUUAACCUUGACGGCGUUGAUACAUCUUCCAUUCUCUCGGAAGCUUCCGCCACCGUCGCCAAAAUCAUCGGCAAGCCUGAGAACUAUGUGAUGAUUGUCUUGAAAGGCUCUCUGCCUAUGUCAUUUGGCGGCACCGAGGAUCCUGCAGCUUAUGGUGAAUUAGUCUCUAUUGGUGGCCUUAAUGCGGAUGUGAACAAGAAGCUAAGCGCUGCCGUUUCUGCUAUUCUUGAGACUAAGCUAUCUGUGCCCAAGUCUCGAUUCUUCCUCAAGUUUUAUGACACCAAGGACCAUCAGAGUCAAGAAUAUGCACAGUGUUUACACGCUUUACACCAGCACUACUAGGUCAUGAAUAGGGAACAAAUACAUCUUUUGUGGAUCCUUCUUUGGUUGGAACGGGGCGACUUUUUAAUUCCGUGGACUGUGGCAGCUGAGAGAUUAGUGUGAUUGUUUUGAAAUGUAUGAACAUAUUCUAGCUUCAGUGAUCUACUCUCAUCGAUCAAGUAACUCUGAACUAUUUCGUAUUGUAAACAUGUCUAAGGUUUGAUGGAGUUGCGUUAAGAAAUAACAUUUAUGCUAUAUAUGAUUCUACGACUUAA